Chlorella variabilis is the source of this 1479-nucleotide messenger RNA. RefSeq lists its product as hypothetical. The coding region runs from base 1 to 1479 and encodes 492 amino acids. The record is from RefSeq and is a predicted model, not a curated record. The transcript is spliced from 3 exons. Lineage: Eukaryota; Viridiplantae; Chlorophyta; Trebouxiophyceae; Chlorellales; Chlorellaceae.
AUGGCCCCAAGCCCCAAGCCCAAGCCCAAAGACCGGCCCGAAAUGGUGGCCCGCCGCCUGGCCAGCGACCCGUCCUUCCGCGCCAGGUGCCGCCAGGGGCUGCGGGAGGCCACCGCCGGCGGCGGGCGGGUGCUGGACCGAGUCAAGCGGCUCAACGACUUCCUCGCCACGGGGUUGGUCCUGGAGGAGGAUGAGGAGCCACAGCCUGGCGGCGCGCCAGUUGCCUACCCCCAGCACAUGCCCUGGGAGACCCCUGCAGUGCAGGCGCCGCCCUCCCAACCGCCAGAAGCGCAGCUGCCAGUGCCGCCGCCUCAGCCGCCGCCGCCGCACAUUCAGCCGCAGCCGGCCUCCCCAGAAGACAGCGACGUAGAGGAGUGUGGAGAGGCUGCCCUGUUGCUGGCAGCGCAGCGCGCGGCGGAGCAGCAGCACCAGAAGCAGGCGGCGGCGGCGGGCCGGGCCCAGGCCGCCGCGCUGACCAUCCAGCGCCACUACCGGAGGCACCGAGCGCAGUGCCUGUUGUGCCUGCUGCGCGACCUGAAGCAGGCGUCCGACCGGCUGGCGGCUCGCGUCAUACAGGCCGCCUAUCGCGGAGCCUGCGGGCAGCGGCGGCGGCUGGCGGGAGCCGCCCUGGCCCGGCAGCUAGCGGCCCUGCGGCAGCGGCGCCGCAGGCAGCGCCAGGCGGCAGUGCGCCAGGCGGCAGUGCGCCAGGCGGGGCGCUGUGGAGGCGCUGCCCCCGUGGCGAAGGGCAGGGCAGGGGCAGCAUGUGAUGAGUCACAGCUGUGUAGUGAGGAGCAGCCGCCGCGGGGCACUGCCACCCCACAGCAGCAGUCGCACUCUGCCAAGCCUGCAGCAGCUGCGUCAGGGGUGUUGGCGGUGCCGCAGGGGGCGCUCAUCGGACGGGUGCCCACUCCUCUCCCACCGUCUGUCGCGCCGCUGAGCCCGGGCCUCCCAGCCACCCAGCUGCUGCCCCGGCCUUGGAGCGGCGGCAUCGUCGCCCGCGGCCACAGCCCCGCCCUGGCACAGCACCGAGCAAGCAUGGGGCCCUGCUACAGCAGCUGCAGCGGCAGCGGCAGCGGCAGCGGCAGCGGCGGCAGCAGCCGGCAGGCCACCCCGGGCCCGCCCGGCUCCAGCCUGGGCAGCUGUGGCAGCGGCUUCCUGCCUCCGGCAUCUCCCGGCCGCCGCGCGGGCAGCAGCCAGCAGCGGGAGCUGUACCGCCGUACCAGCAGUAUCCAGCUGCUGGAGGCGGUACAGCUGGGCUUGGACGACCAGGAGGGGUCCUGGGUGGCCUCCCAGGCAGCCCUAGAGGCCAGCGAGCGCACCCAGGACAGAGCGCAGGAGCUGCAGCGGCGGGCGUCCCUGGGCCGCCCGCCCGCCGGCGGUGCCGCGGCAGCUGGCACCAGGAUCGCGCGCACGUGCAGCGGCUUGCAGCGGCAGGCCAGCCGGGCGCACUGGAGCGGCGUGGAGGCGAUCCAGGAGUGA